AUGACUUCUAUUGUCCAUAACCCCAUCAUUCCUGGCUUCGCUCCUGAUCCAUCAAUUUGCCUAAUUGAUGGGACUUACUUUCUGGUCAACUCCAGCUUCCACCUAUACCCUGGUCUGCCUAUUUACAGCUCAGAUGAUCUGAUUUCAUGGACGCAUACUGGAAACGCUAUCAACAGGCCAUCGCAACUAUGCUUAGCUCGAGCGACAACCUUUCUCUCGCCAUGGGAUGAUGGAACUACAAUGGUAGCCACUGGGGGAUUGUAUGCGCCAACUAUUCGACAUAGUCAUGGAACUACCUAUAUAAUUUGCACCAACGUUAUCCAUGGUCCUUCGAAUGUUUCAGGGGAUGAGCGAAGUGAACAGUUUAUCAUUCACACGACAGACAUUCGCUCAGGCAACUGGUCUGAUCCCAUCUUGUUUCCCUUUCCUGGAAUUGAUCCAUCUUUACUUUUUGACGAUGACGGUCGAGUCUAUGUUCAAAUAUGCAAGACAGGACCUCAGUUCCAGAUCUAUAAUUUCGAGAUCAACAUUACCACGGGGGAGAUGAUCUCGGAACCCACCUUGAUAUGGGAGGGAUGGAAGAAAGGAUACACAGAAGGACCGCACAUCUACAAAAAGGACGGCUGGUACUAUCUGCUGUGUGCUGAAGGGGGCACAUUUUCCUUUCACAUGUUGAGCAUCGCACGGUCAAGAAACGUUUGGGGUCCAUACACAUCCUACGAGAACAACCCACUUUAUACAGCCCACAACACUACAAACUAUGUUCAAAACACUGGACAUGGAGAUAUAUUUCAAGAUAAGCGUGGACAGUGGUGGGCUGUGCUGCUGGGAGUCCGCAAGAAACAAGGACGAUCCAUCAUGGGCCGGGAGAGUUUCCUCACAGCCGUGACUUGGCCUGACAAUAGCUGGCCAACUAUUGAUCCAGUCGUAGCCGACAGCGAUGCGGGCGUAGCGCCCAACUUGUCUCUGAUUCAUGCUUCAUCUUUUGUCUCGUGGGUCUAUCUGCGAGAUGCAAAGCUCGAUCGAUACCAAAUUCGAGGAAACAACAUCACGCUGCACGCAGACUUGGUAGAACUGACCAGCCCAGAGGAGUCAGUCACGUUCGUUGGCCAGCGACAACGUAAGAUCAAUGCUAGCGCGUCGGUGGUUCUACACAAGGCACAAGAUUCUAGAAAGCUUCGAGCGGGUCUGGCUCUGUACAAAGAUGAGCAUCGGUUUCUGUCUAUCGAGUAUGACUUUGAUAGCCAGCAGGUCAUUUUCCACGGACUGAACAAAGCAAAGUCUUUCUCGCAUACAAAGACUCAGGACAUUGAGUUUCAAGAUCUUUUGUCCUUGAAGAUAGUAUACACGGAAGCUUCUUUGGAAUUUUCCUUCAGUCAGACUGGAAUGCCAUGGAAUUCUCUAUAUACGGUGGACACAGCCUUGAUAACCGAUUACGACUUCACUGGUCCUGUGAUCGGAGUAUUUGCUUUAGGGGAUGGCAAUGAGGUGAAGUUCAGUGACUUUGAAAUCGAUGCUUAG
Penicillium nucicola is the source of this 1521-nucleotide messenger RNA. RefSeq names its product putative xylosidase/arabinosidase. Bases 1 to 1521 code for a protein of 506 amino acids. The record is from RefSeq and is a predicted model, not a curated record. Lineage: Eukaryota; Fungi; Ascomycota; Eurotiomycetes; Eurotiales; Aspergillaceae. The transcript has 2 exons. Gene Ontology annotation, biological process: carbohydrate metabolic process. Gene Ontology annotation, molecular function: hydrolase activity, hydrolyzing O-glycosyl compounds.